AAUUAAAAGUUAUAUUGUUAAUAAUAUAUGUAGUUAUUUCGGGAUAGUGGAUAAAAAAUAUUAGAUUGACUGACCUCCAAAUGGUUGGCACAAAAUAAUUGGGUAGACAUAUUGUCCAAAAAACUUAAAUAUUUUCAUAUCCAGAAUUGGUUAAAAGUGGUUAUUUUAAUAAUGAAAUUAAGUUGUUUGCAGUUAGUGUAUUUGAUUUUAAAUAUGAAUCGUUUUAGAGAAUUCGAAAAAAAAUUCGAAAUAUAAAGAAAAAUGUGUUGUUUUUGCACUAGUUAUAAAGGAUGAAUGUAACGAGUAGUAGUGUGUUAGGAACGGAGAAACCAAGUUUUAUAGUUGUAACAUCAGAUUCGCGUGCUUCCCCGAUGGAUCCUUUAAGUCACGUUGGUGAUGGUAUUUUUCUGCAAACCAAAACAGCUCAAGGCUUAGCUGGUGCAUUUGUUUGGGUGGCUUUAUUUAUAACAUGCCAACAGAUAUAUCAACAUUUAAGAUGGUACACUAAUCCUCAAGAACAAAGAUGGAUAGUGAGAAUUCUAUUUAUUGUACCAAUAUAUGCUACUUAUUCCUGGAUUAGUCUUUUAUUUUUCAAUUCAGAAAGUGUUUAUGUAUAUUUUUUCACAGUGAGAGAUUGUUACGAAGCUUUUGUAAUUUACAACUUUUUGUCGUUAUGCUAUGAAUAUUUGGGGGGAGAAGGUAAUAUAAUGUCUGAAAUUCGAGGAAAGCCUAUCAAAACCUCAUGUCUUUAUGGAACGUGCUGUUUAACAGGGAAAACUUAUACUAUUGGAUUUUUACGUUUUUGCAAACAAGCCACUUUGCAGUUCUGUUUGGUUAAGCCUUUAAUGGCAUUUAUAAUUAUAUUUUUGCAAGCGUUUGGCCAUUAUCAUGAUGGAGAUUGGAGUGCUGAUGGUGGUUACAUAUACAUAACAGUUAUAUAUAAUAUAUCAGUAUCACUUGCCCUUUACGGACUUUAUUUAUUUUAUUUUGCCACAAGAGAUUUACUUACUCCAUUUGAGCCUGUUUUAAAAUUUUGCACAGUUAAAUCUGUUAUUUUUUUGUCAUUUUGGCAAGGGGUUGGCUUAGCUAUUUUAGAAAAAGCGCAAGUUAUCUCACCAAUUGUUGAUAGUAAUGGUGCAACAACUUCAGCUGGUACAGUUUCAGCUGGAUACCAAAAUUUUUUUAUAUGUAUUGAAAUGCUUUUCGCAGCAAUUGCCUUAAGAUAUGCUUUUCCUUAUCAAAUAUAUUCACGCAGUUGUAUCGGAGAUGCACACGGUCGUUCUGUUACUAUGCAGUCAAUUUCAAGUAGCUUAAAAGAAACAAUGAAUCCAAAAGAUAUAAUGACCGAUGCUAUACACAAUUUCCACCCGCAAUAUCAGCAAUACACUCAGUAUAGUUCUGGAGGCAAAAAUUCAAGAGGCAUUAGAGUUUCAUCUCAUGAUCCAGAUGAACUUAAUAAUCAAGUUAAUGAAAAAAAUUAUGGAGGAAAUAAUGGUGGUAAUGGUGCUGCAAAUUAUACGGCAACUACCAAUAGUUCUAUUGCUCCUAAAACACUUGGAAAUCAAAGAAAAUUCAUGCCGGGGCAAAGAGUAGCGACAAUAAGCCAAAAUUAUAAUGAAAAAACAAUGUUACUAAGUAGUGAUGAUGAAUAUCAGUAGAUAAAACGAAAAAAAAAUAAAAAUAAAAAAAAAUAUAUAAUUAAAAAAUGCUUUUAAUAUUUAUAAUAUAAAUGUAUUUUAUUAUUCAAUAUUUAUUAAAUAAUUAUCUUUUACUUUUUUAUUAAUUAUUAUUCUUUUUAAGUGUUCUUAAUAAAAAUUUAGAAUAAAAAAAAAUAUUCACUAAAGGGUAGAUAAUAUUAUUUUUAACUUAUUUUUAAUAAAAUUUUGCUAAACAAUUGUGCUUAUUUACUUAAGCCUGUAUAGAACAAACUAAUAAAAAAAAAUAUUUGUACAAAUACAUUAAAUAUUUAUUAUUGUUA
This is a messenger RNA of Condylostylus longicornis, 1978 nucleotides long. It is a transcript of the gene Tmep, whose product is annotated as transmembrane protein 184B. NCBI's taxonomy places the organism in Eukaryota, Metazoa, Arthropoda, Insecta, Diptera, Dolichopodidae. The transcript is spliced from 9 exons. Gene Ontology annotation, biological process: transport. Bases 291 to 1658 code for a protein of 455 amino acids. Gene Ontology annotation, molecular function: transporter activity. The record is from RefSeq and is a predicted model, not a curated record.